Molecule: messenger RNA, 1098 nt
Organism: Suillus plorans
Lineage: Eukaryota; Fungi; Basidiomycota; Agaricomycetes; Boletales; Suillaceae
Product: TPT-domain-containing protein
Exons: 4
Coding region: 1-1098 (365 amino acids)
Cellular component (GO): Golgi apparatus
Molecular function (GO): antiporter activity
Source: RefSeq, a predicted model, not a curated record
AUGCAAAGCCUGCUGCCCCCACCUGCCGUCUCUUCUCAUACUCGUAUACCCGUCCUCGGUAACCCUUCGGACCAUGAGGAAUUCACAACGGAAAAAUAUACCCCACUACUUGGAACAAACCCAUCGUCUUCCCAAUCUACACGUCGCUCGCUCGCCUUUUGGCUCAUUCUUUACUUUUGCUUCAAUCUUGGACUUACCUUGUACAACAAAGGUGUCCUCAUCCACUUUCCUUUUCCAUACACCCUCACUGCGCUGCACGCUUUCUGCGGGACUAUCGGAGGGCUCAUAUUGCUGAAAAAUGGUACAUUCGUGCCUGCUGAGCUCACCACCGCAGAAAACUUGGCGCUUGUGGCAUUUAGUGUACUGUACACUAUUAACAUCGCCGUCAGCAACGUAUCCCUGCAUUUGGUCACCGUUCCAUUUCAUCAAGUAGUGCGUGCAACCACGCCGAUUUUCAUAAUUCUUCUCUCCAUCUUCUUUUUUGGAACCCGGAGUAGUAAUCACAAGAUGAUAUCACUAGUCCCUGUCAUGGCUGGCGUUUGUUUUGCGACAUAUGGAGACUAUUCGUACACGACAAGCGGACUCAUGUUGACCCUACUGGGAACAGUACUUGCUGCCAUGAAAACCAUCUACACUUCUAUCCUACAGUCGACCCCAUCACCGACUUCGCCGCAGCCACGGGUAAAUUUUGUCAUUCCCCCGCGGUUACAGUUGCAUCCGCUAGAUUUGUUGACGCGGAUGGCGCCGCUUGCGUUCAUCCAGUGCGUUUUUCUCGCAUACCUUACGGGAGAAUUAUCCCGCGUGCAUACAUGGAGUUUGUACGAGAUGACGCCUGGAAAUGCGGCGCUCCUUGGACUUAAUGGCUUCAUUGCGUUUGGUCUGAAUAUUGUGAGUUUUACGGCGAAUAGGGCGGCAGGCCCUCUGAGUAUGACUGUUGCUGCCAAUGUCAAACAAGUACUCUCCAUAUUUUGUGCGGUUGUUCUAUUCAAGCUUACAAUAACGCCGACCAACGCGCUUGGGAUACUUCUUACGAUCGCUGGUGGAGUGUGGUACGCAGCCAUUGACUAUCAAGAAAAGAGAGGAAGAUGGAGAAAGUAG